Molecule: messenger RNA, 759 nt
Organism: Struthio camelus australis
Lineage: Eukaryota; Metazoa; Chordata; Aves; Struthioniformes; Struthionidae
Source: RefSeq, a predicted model, not a curated record
AUGGGUCAGCUCCGGCUGGUGAAUGGCUCCAGCCAGUGCUCUGGACGGGUGGAGAUUUGGUACCGCGAUGCCUGGGGGACAGUGUGUGAUGAUGCCUGGGACAUGAAGGACGCCUCUGUCGUGUGUAGGCAGGUUGGCCCAAGGACUGCAGAAAUGCCUGCUGGCAGCCCCAGUGGCAUCUACAUCAUCCAGCCCACAGGGCACCACCAGCUUGUGGUGUACUGUGAAAUGAAUGUGACAGGUGGGGGCUGGACAGUCAUCCAGAGGAACCGGGACAACACAGAGAUCACCUGGGCCGAGUCCUGGAGCACCUACAAGUACGGCUUUGGGAAUGUGCAGAGCGACUACUGGCUGGGCACCGAGUACAUCUAUCGGAUUGUCCAGCAGAAGGUCUACCAGGUCAAGUUUGUCAUCCAGGAUGCCAGAAAUACCACCAAGUUCGCAGACUAUGAUCUUUUCAAUCUGGAAGAUGAAUCCCAAGGCUACCGGUUGAGGCUGGGCUCCUACACAGGGACUGCGGGGGACGCCAUGACUUCAAGCAGUUCUUCUACUGUGCACGACAACAUGAAGUUCUCUGCUAAAGACCAGGAUCAGGACACUUACGGUGGGAACUGUGCCUCCAGCUAUGGGGGUGGGUGGUGGUACUCAGCAUGUUAUUCUGUACGGCUGAAUGUUAAGGGUGCCAUAACAUGGGGUAGCCUGUGCAAUGGGAACUGCAAAUCCUCUCUCAUCCUCAUCAAACCAUCUCCCUAUUGUUAG